UCAGCCCAGCUCGCGUCUCCUGGACCAGAGGAUACCUCGUCAUGAAGCUGCUCCUGUGUCUCUGCCUGGCCCUUGCUUUGGCAUCGGCUCAGGACCACCAUGGGAAAAAAGGUGAUUCCCAUGGACAUCAAGGUGAUUCCCAUGGACAAAAAAAGGAUCCUCAUGGACACCAUGUGGAUCACCAUGGACAGCACGGGGAUCACCAUGAAGGAGGUGAUAAGUUGGAUCGCUGUAAGGGCAUUCAGAUGGAUGCUGCAACAGAGAACGAAGAGGGAAUCCCUUACUUUUUCAAAGGUCAGUACUUAUACAAGGGCUUCAGUGGCAAAGCUGAGCUGGCCAAUAAGUCUUUUACUGAGUUGGACGACCAUCACCACCUGGGCCACGUUGAUGCUGCCUUCCGUAUGCACAACAGGGACGAUCCCCAUCACGACCGCAUUUUCCUUUUCUUGGACAACAAAGUAUUUGCCUACUACCAACACAACCUGGAAGUAGGCUAUCCCAAGGAAAUUUCCGAGGUCUUUCCUGGAAUCCCAAACCAUCUGGAUGCAGCUGUGGAGUGUCCGAAUCCAAACUGCGCAGAGGACUCUGUCAUCUUCUUCAAGGCUCAUGAGAUCUUCCACUUCAACCUUAAAAGCAAAAAGGUAGAAGAGCAAACGUUCAAGAACAUGCCCAAUUGCACUGUGGCUUUCCGGUAUUUGGACCACUUCUACUGCUUCCACGGUCACAAGUUCUCCAAGUUUGACCCAAAAACUGGUGAGGUCCAUGGAAAAUACCCCAAAGAGAGUCGUGACUACUUCGUGAGAUGCUCCAAGUUUAGUCCUGACGGUGAUCAUCUGGACAGAGAGCGCUGCAGCCACGUUCACCUGGAUGCCAUCACAUCUGACGACGCUGGAAACAUUUACGCCUUCAGAGGCCAUCAUUUCAUUCGCCAAGACGCCGACAAGAACAUGACCGUGGACACCAUCGAGAACGCCUUCAAGGAGCUGCACAGUGACGUGGACGCCGUUUUCUCUUACCAGGAUCAUCUCUACAUGAUCAAGGACAACCAGUUGUACGUUUACAGAGUUGGCGAGCCCCACACACAUCUGGACGGGUAUCCCAAGCCUGUGAAAGAGGAGCUCGGCAUUGAUGGACCCAUCGAGGCUGCUUUCGUCUGUGCAGACCACCACAUCGCUCACAUCAUCAAAGAUAAACACAUAUAUGACGUGGACAUGUCGGUUACUCCUCGUGUUGCAACCAAUCAGCGUCCCCUGUCCGUCUUGAAGAAGGUCGACGGCGUCAUGUGCGGCCCUGACGGGCUUAAAGUCGUCGUAGGAAACCACUUCUACCGCUUCGCCAGCACCAUGCUUUUUGUUGCGGGCCGGAUGCUGCCCAUUCAGCACAGGGUUCCUCAGGAGCUGCUGGGCUGCGACCACUGAGCAGCCGGCGUUAAAGGACUGAGCGCACGGUGCAGAGCGUCACGAACAACACGGUGCAACACAAACAGCAGCACAACAUCUGGCAGGAGGCCGCUUGACAUCGUGCUGUCAUCUAACUCGCUUCCUUUCAGCUUCUUACCUCAACAAUAAACUUUACGUGUUUUCUCCUUUAGAAAGAUGCUGAUUUUGACUUACACUGUCAGGAAAUUCAAACAUAUUCAUGGGUUUUAUGAACCGUGCUGUUGUGAAUAAAGGCGUGUGGCUAAUAA
This is a messenger RNA of Nematolebias whitei (Rio pearlfish), 1687 nucleotides long. It is a transcript of the gene hpxa, whose product is annotated as hemopexin a. The coding region runs from base 42 to 1418 and encodes 458 amino acids. The record is from RefSeq and is a predicted model, not a curated record. NCBI's taxonomy places the organism in Eukaryota, Metazoa, Chordata, Actinopteri, Cyprinodontiformes, Rivulidae. The transcript has 9 exons.